Messenger RNA from Monodelphis domestica (gray short-tailed opossum), 5440 nucleotides. RefSeq names its product interactor of little elongation complex ELL subunit 2 (gene ICE2). Gene Ontology annotation, cellular component: transcription elongation factor complex. Gene Ontology annotation, biological process: positive regulation of transcription by RNA polymerase III; snRNA transcription by RNA polymerase III; snRNA transcription by RNA polymerase II. The record is from RefSeq and is a predicted model, not a curated record. Lineage: Eukaryota; Metazoa; Chordata; Mammalia; Didelphimorphia; Didelphidae.
GCCAUUUAAAGGGGAACUCCGCGGGAGCUGCUAGGCGUAGUCUGAGGAAGGGUGGGCAGUACUCCUGCAGAUCCUGUUGUCGUGGCGUCGCCUGGGAGCUGGGAGCCCGAGGUAGGCGGGCGAGCUGAAGAGGCGGAGAGAGAGGGGACGAGGAGGACCCUGGGAGGAGCAUGAGCUGUCUCGGGCGCAGUUUGUUUCCCGCAGCUGGGCCUAGACUUGGCUGGGUGGGCACUGUGGGAUCUAAAACUUCAUUGAAUUUGGGGCAGCAGCAAUUCAAAUCUCAGUGAAACAAGGCUACUAUGCAAGAUGUCAGUGGACAAUCCAGUGCUCAACUGGGAUGUUUCACCAAAAAAUGGUCUGGAUGUUUUUUUCUCACGAGAAAAAUAUGAAGAAUAUUCUUUGACUCCUACUCUAAAGGAACUCCUUAUUUUGUCCAAAAGACCUAUAGGAGAAAAUUUGGAUGCAUCAGCAAACCCUGUGGAAAAUGAACCAACGGUUAAUUCAGUAGCUGAAGCAAAUGAGGAUGUUAAAACCACAAUAGAAAUUGUUCCUUUCCCAGAACCAAGAACUCCUUAUCCUUAUUUUUCUCGGUUCUCAGAGAGAGAACAGAAAUGUUAUGUGGAUUUACAAAACAAAUAUUCAAAAAAGUCUAUAAAUUUUAAGACUUUAGGGUUUAAUAAGAAGGAAUAUUUCCACUAUUUGGAUAUGAAAAAAUGUGUAAGUGAUGAAGUAGCUGAAUUUUUAAAGUUUCUUCAGAAUGCUGCAAAGAGUUGCAGUCAGGAUUAUGAUACACUCUCAGAAGAAGCACUUCGAUUCACAAAGAAAUUUUUAAGUGCUUCAAUUGAACAAGUGAAAAAGUAUCCGGAAAUCUACUCACUCCAUGAAAUCACUAGCUUAAUGGGAUUCCUCCCAACUAGAACAGAGAUGGGAUUAAAAUUGGAGAAAACUGUCCUUGCAUUGGGUAAUGUAAGAUUUGCCAAAUUAUCCUUUCCCUUGAUGCCUGCUGAGUUGCAACUCUCCAUAGAUAACAAAUCUACAUCAACUAUUGAAACACCAGAGCAGAAAGCUGCUGCAAUGCAUAAUGAUAUUAGUACAGAUCCCAAUGCAGAAAAGCUUGUAUUGAGAUAUCAUCCUCAGAUAGCUCUCACUAGUCGAUCAUUAUUUACCUUGUUGAAUAAUCAUGCACCUAAUUACAAGGAACAAUGGGAAAUUCCAGUGUGUGUGAAGCUCAUACCUGUUACAGGUUCCAAGCCAAUGAAAGUAAUUUAUAUUGACUCGCCUCUUCCCAAAAAAGAAAUGACAGUGAGAGAGAGAAAUCAAAUCUUUCAUGAAGUUCCAUUGGAUUUUUUGACAACCAAAAACUCAGCAAUUCCUGUCUCUGCUGUAUUUAUGGACAAACUGGAAGAGAAUAUAUUUCAAUGGGAUGUGCCUUCUGAUAUUAAGCAGUCCCGAAGAAUUGAGACUUUUGAUGAUUUGGAUCUGGGUUUUGAUGAGGAUGUAACAGAAUUAGAAACUUUUGGAGUAACAGCUAAUAAAUCUUUAAAAACUUUGAAUACAUCAAGCCUCCUUCCUAUAUCAUCUCCUGAGGCAACUCUUCCCACAACAUCUAAUACAGCAACUAUUCUCUCUAGUCCUAUAAAUUUAUCAAAGAUUCUGACUGAACAAUUGAAAAAGGAGAAACAACUUAUGACCAGUGUAAACAGUGGGCCAGAAGAGCUGAAAAUUAAAGAUAAUCAGGAAUUUUCAUUAUGUGACAAUCUUCUAGAUCCUAAAAAAAUACAGUUUUAUUCAUGUGGUAGUGAGUCAAAGCAGUCAGAAUGUGAUUCCUCCUCAUUCAAAGAUUUUGAAAAAGAAAAAAUUGAGGUCAGUGAAGAAAAUGAUACAACUACAGAUGAAGAAUGUGGUGCUAUUAAACUAAAUGUUUUGGAGAAAACAAAUACUUUUAAAGAAAGAAUUGAUAUAUCAGAAGCAAAUAAGACUCAAAAUGUUUCUUGUAAUAGUGAUACAGAUGAAGACCGUUUAAUUAUUGACAUAGAAUGUAAAAAUCAUGAUAAUGGGAAGCAAGAGGUUAUUACCCUUAAUUCAAGUCCUCUACAAGAUACUUUAAGGAUGCCUAUGCCUUCUUCAGAAAACUUAGCUGAAGCUACUUGUAAUCAUGAGCAGAAAAAAUGUGCUACAAAAAAGUCUGGCAAAAGAUUAUAUAAGAAAUUUGAUCCAGUUGGACAGAUUUUAAAAAUGCAAAAUGAACUUUUAAAACCAACUUCAAAAAAAGUGCCUGAGCAGACCCUUGUGAAUUUGGAAAAUUCUAGGCACCACCUUAUAGCCCUUGCUCCAGAGCAAUCAACCACUGUUACCGAUACCCCUAAGUCUAAAUGUUCUUCAAUAUUUCACAAGCCAAAAGAACGAUUGCUACCACACAGCCUCCAGAUGUUUGUUGAAAACAAAUCAGAAUACAUAACUCCUCAAGAAGGAAAUCUUGUUUAUAAGUUAUUCAACUUUCAAGAUCUCCUGUUACUUGUGCGUUGUAGUGUCCAGAAAGUAGAGACAAGACCGCGUUCCAAAAAACGGAAAAAUGUUAGGAGGCAAUCUCCAGUUUACAUAUUACCAAAAUUAGAGUAUCAAGCCUGCUAUGGUGUUGAAGCUCUUACUGAAAGUGAACUUUGUCGUUUAUGGACUGAGAGUUUACUGCAUUCAAACUGCUUGUUUUAUGUUGGACAUAUUGAUGCAUUUACAUCAAAGCUUUUUAUGCUUGAAGAAAUUCCUAUGAAUGGACUCAAAGAGAAAUUUGCAACUUUCAAUACUCCAAAUGCAUUUAAUGUUCUCCAGCAUAUUCUGAAGAAAAUAAGCAGUUUACAGGAGGGCUCCUAUUUAUUGAGUCAUGCAGCCGAAGACUCUUCACUUUUGAUCUACAAAAACUCUGAUGAAAAAUUUUCUAGAACAGCCUAUAAUUUACAUAAAGCUCAUUGCAGCUUACCCACUGUACCAUCCAGUCUUUCUGUUCCCUGGGUCCCAUUAGAUCCCACUGUCUUGUUACCGUAUCAUAUUCAUCAUGGAAGAAUACCUUGUACUUUCCCACCUAAAUCUCAAGGCCCCUCAAAGCCACAAAAGGUUGGUGGAACAAGAGUGCCUGUUCCUGGCCACAGGAAUUCAAUAACUGUGGAAACAAAGAGCAGUUACUUGCCUGCUCAGCAAGUUGAAAAUGAAGGCGUGGCUCCAAAGAAAAGGAAGCAAAAUAGCCAUAAAAAGUCAAUAUAGUGGAAAAUGAUGAUUCAGAGAGGACAGACAUAGAAAUAGAGACAUUUCAGGGGGAAAAUCUCUCUUAACAGACUUAUUUAUGCUGGCAUUUAGAAUGACUACCAGAGAUUUUCUGGAAGAUGAUCAUCUUAUCACUUUGCUAAAUGUACCUCAGAAUCAUCAGAGAUUCAUACCAAAAAGCAGUUAAUUUUUUAAGUCACUAAAUUUAUUAAACCACAAAGCAAAAGAACCUUUUCAUUCUAUAGAUAUAAUUCAGAGUGCUUUGACAAAAAUAACUUUGACCAUGCAAUAAAUGAAAUGUUGGAAUGGUUAGAUGGAAUUUUCUUCCCAUAACAUUUGCAUUUAGAAAAGUUUCUCACCUUUGCCAUCAUAAGAUAAUGAAAUAAUUUAGAGAAAAGUAGUCAAGUUUUAGCAGGAGAUCUUCCUGAAGGAUUUUAAGUAGAAAAACAUUUGCUUUUCUCAGUAUUUAACAAUGCACAGAAUGGUAGCUUGAUAAAGCAGAAAACCUGGAUUUCCAAUCAAACGAUCUUAAGUUUGAAUUCCAUUUAUCCUCCCUAUUACUUUUGUGACUGUGAGCAAGUCAUUUAGCAAUUUCUUGGCGUCUAUUAUUAUUUGUUAAAUGAUGGGAUUGUAUUUUGUCUUCAAAGAUCCUUUUGAGCUCUAAAUCCUAUAAAUUUAGGAACAUCUUAAAGUAUUUUGUUGAUCACCUCUAAAUUUUUUAAGUUAACCCUGGUAGGACAGUCCUGCCUUUCUAAAAAAUAUUUCUUACUUUAUUUUCAUCAGACUUAGGAUAAUGAACUAGAUGAACCAUGUUGUUACUUAUUUUUUGUUGUUAGGUAUUUAUUUAUUUAUUUUGCAAACUAGCUUUUUUAAUGCUACUUUUUUUUUCAUAAAUCAAGAAUUUGAUCACCAGUGUUGACACUUGGUAAAGCUUUACUACUAAAAUCAAGGAACAUAAUACACUUUUCUUCCCAAGUUACAUUUUCUGACAGUGUACCCUAAGUAUGUACAUUUUCUGGUUCAACAGGUUUGGUGGCUUUAAAAAUUCAGUUCAUUUUUUAUCUUAAUCCCUUGUGAAUGUUGUUGUAAAUUAGCGAUUUCAAACAGAUUAUUGAGGGUUUUUUUUUUACUGCAAUUAUUUGUUGUGACAUUGAUUAUCUGUGACCGCUUUUUAAAGAUGCAAAUUUGAAAGAAGUCAGCAAAUGGGACCAAAUUGGACUGCAUAGAGGGUCUAUUUACAUUUUUUAUUUCUAUUACCUAAAGCAUAUUAAACUCAUCUUCAGGAAUACUUUUGUGUCAUUUGUAAGAUAAAAGUUUUGUAUUUUAAUAUGUUCACAUUAUGUAUAUGUUUUGUUACACAUUAAAAAUUCAACUAAAAUUAACUUUCACAUAAACUGGUUUAUUUCAAUUUACAAACCAUUUUAACUAAUUUAAAUAAUCAUUCAAAAUUUAUUUUUUUAGUGUAUCAUUUCCUCAUCCUGCUUUCCUUCUAUUAUUAAGCUAUCUUUGAAAGGGUUUUUUUCUGAGCCUUGUAACUUCACUUCUUGAUCAUUCUCUAGAAAUAUUUCAUUUGUGAGUCAUAUGUAAGUUUACUAAGGGUGGGGAAAGGAAUUUCAUGGAAUUUUCUCUUUGAGGGAAGCUACAUAGUGUUUCUUUAAUUGUCUGAAUAUCUUAAAGAAAGAGUUUUUCAGUGUUUUUAAGGAUUUAUUUAUAUGAUAAAGUGGCUGUCUUUUAACAUUAUGUUUACUAAAAUUCUUAGAAGGUUUGUAUAUUCUGAAAAUGAAUAUUUUAAAAUUGAAAUAUUUUAACUUUCUAACUAGAAAUAAAACUUGAUUAACAUAUCUCAUAAAUUCACGUGUUAUCACUUGUUGAAGAUAAUAUUUUUUGGUUGUAAAUUAUGUACUCUUAUUGAGAAUUGGUUGUUCCUAUAUUAAGUUGUAUAUUUCUUUUUUGAUAGUCAAAUAUUUGCAUAUGCAACUUCAACUAGAUUAUAAACCCCUUGAGAUUAGAGACUAAAAAAGGUUUUGCAGUUUUUGUUUUAAAUUUGUGUAUCUCUUACUUAUCUCUUACUUAUCUCUUACACAGAGUAGAAUCUUAUCAUAUGUUGAAUUAAAAAUGGAUUGUAAAUAAAUGGAAAUUUUUUUCUGUAAAUUCUUAGGUGAAUUAUAGAAUUAGUAUUUCAAAA